CAUUGCUUGAAGGGAAGAAUGUUGCAGGAUGACAUGGGCCUAAAUGAAGAUGAUGUUCUGGGAGAAGAGCCAGAGGACCUCACGAAAGAGGAUGCCAUCACUGAGGAUAAUGACAAGAAACCCAUAGUGUCUGAGGAGACGGCUGAAAAGAAAGUGGUAAAAAUCACACCCCCAGCGUCUGUGGAUGAGAGGGUACAGAAAAGAGCAGAACGCUUUAAUGUCCCUGCGUCAGCUGAUGGCAAGAAGGCCAUACGUGCUGUCCGAUCAGUAUCCCACAAAUAUUCCCCACACUAUUGAUUGGGCAUAUCUAUUAAUCUAUAUUGAC
Molecule: messenger RNA, 325 nt
Organism: Salvelinus fontinalis (brook trout)
Lineage: Eukaryota; Metazoa; Chordata; Actinopteri; Salmoniformes; Salmonidae
Product: SAP domain-containing ribonucleoprotein-like
Exons: 5
Coding region: 19-297 (92 amino acids)
Source: RefSeq, a predicted model, not a curated record